UUUGGUUUUAUUUGAUCGAAAAUUUGUAAAAUUUUUCUAGAAUCGUCAAAAGAAAUAGGAGUAUAAUUUUUGAGAAAUUUUAAAAAGUCGACUUGGAAACCGAAUAGCAGCAAGACCUUAUGUUUUUUGACUAAACUCGUCGAGAUCUACAUCUCAGAAUUUUUUGUAGAUUUUUAGCCAAUUUCAACAAAAGCUCAAUUUUUGAAAAUCUAUAAAAAAAUUUGACUUCCCACGCAUUUUCGAAAACUAGCAGAAGGGAUCUUUUUAUUGAUUUCGAUCUCCAAAUGUUUUUUUUUUGGUUUUAUUUUUUCGAAAAUUCGUACAAUUUUUCCAGAGCCGCCAAAAGAAAUGUAAUUUUGAAAUAUCGACUUUGGAACCGAAUUUUUGAAAAAUGUUGGUCUGGGACCAUCAAGACCUUAUGUUUUUUGAUUAAGCUCAUCGAGAUCUACAUCUCAGAAUUUUUUGUCGAUUUUUUGUCCAUUUCAAUAAAAGCUCAAUUUUUAGAAAAUCCAUAUAAUAUUUUUGACUUUUCUCAAGUACAUAGUAGGCUAUGGAAUAAAAUGUGACAUGUUCAUUUUUUUAUAGGGUGAUAUUGCCAAAUAAUAUACCCCGUAAGAAAAUAAAGGUGGGGCGGGUGGGGCCAGUUAAUAUGCUUCGGCAAUCGGCAUUAUAUUGAAAUUUUAUUAUUAAUUUGAAAUUUAUAAUGUAUAAGUCUUCCAGGGGGGGCAACCACAACUGCUAGAGGGGGCUCAGCCCCCUCUUGCCCCCCCGUAGCUACGGGGCUGUCCCAACCCGUGACGAGAGGACUGACAUGACUUACGUAAUCCUCUUUGCUCCUCUUAGGAUACAUACGGUCACUAACGUCAUUGCCUCCACUGAUGCAAUCCGUUGUGUGAAGAGUGAAUUGCACGGAAAGCCGCAAUUCUAGUUAAUCCGUGACCAGAGGACCGCAUCGAGCGACGUAAUCGGAACAUUUGGUUUUCCAGUUUUAAAGUUAAAUUAUAAAAUGUUGUUAAACAUACAGUUUUGAUCUUUGUUCUAAAAAUGUCUAGGGUAAAAAUUUAAGACGAAUUCAUAUACGGUAGACAAACAGGCAAACAGACAGACAGAUAGACGAAAACGGGAGACCCUUUUGUCAUCUCUUUGGGUUAUGAAACGUCGAGAAAAUAUGUAAGUAGCCAGCUAGAAAAGUCACACCCAAAAGCUUCACAAUUUUUCUAAAAUUUUGACGAUUUUCUAUGUUAAUUGUCUAUCAAAAUGGCCCAGGACCCCCACUACAUAGCUACUAUAUGCUGUAGAAACAAGUUUCAAUUAUCAAGAAGAGAAUAUGAAAAUGACUAACGACCGGAAAUGGAACAUUAAAAAAAAUGUUAGUUUAUUGUUGAUAAAUUAUUAUUAUUACUGUUAUCAUAUUAUGGUCAAGUUAUUUAAAUAAAUUUCGCUUUUGCUACAAUUUUCAGUUUAAUAGCUUCAUAUAACGUACUACUUUAUCACCGUGUUUUGAAUCAGGUGUCGGCUAGUAUGCAAAAUUAAGUCAAAUUUAAACCUAUCGUUUAGGUAGUUAAUUAAAAGGUGCAUGGUCAAGACUUUGUUUGUGUUUUCAACUUUUUCAACAUUUUUAUUGUGUCGUAAACUGAAAUUAUCAACACAAAAAUCAAGUGUCCUGUCGCGUUUCUCAUUUAUUAGAGAGCAAAUGUUCACAACUACUGUACCACUUACUUAAAAUUCCACUUUAAUAGGGGCAAUAAUACCCAAUAGUACGUCAUGCCGGUUUUUUAUACCAUUGUUUUAAAAAUAUACACCUCGCCCUUGAAAAUUAGAUAUACUAAUAGCGGUUUUAUGGUGGAAAACAGGCACGAUAUAAAUCUUCCCUUUAACUCAGUUCUUAUUCACCAUGGUUGCCACCCGGGAUUCCGACCAUCAACAAACCUUUACAGUGACCCAUCGCGGCAACCAUUACAACAUCCGCAACUUCCUUCAAAAGUACCACCCUGGAGGGUUCAAAUGGGUGAAACCGUACGAAGGCAAAGACAUCACCAAGAGUAUGGAAAAGUACCACCAUUCCAAAAACGCCUACUAUAUACUACGAGAAUACAAAAAAGGGGGUCGUGAUAGUUCCAAAAAUGACAGUGACGAAGACUUAGAAAGCAUGGUGGAUUGGAGCAAACCCAUGGUGAGUCAAGUGGGGGCUCUUGGAACUAAAUACCAAGAAUGGGUGAUGUUGCCCGUAGACCGGAAACUAAUCUUAUUUGGAAACCCUAUUUUGGAAAACUUGACUAAAACACCACUCUACAUGGUACCGUUGUUUUGGAUUCCGGUUCUUACCUGCUUUUUUGCUUAUGGAUGGAAGGAGCUCAAUUGGUCUUUAGAUCUGUACUCAUGUCUACACAUGUCUUUGAGUACUCUAAUUGGUGUAGUUAUGUCAACAUUAGUGGAGUAUGCAUUCCACCGAUGGAUUUUCCAUUCGGUUCCUUCAGGAGAAAAUAAAAUGAUGAUAUACAUCCAUUUUUUUAUACAUGGUCUUCACCAUAAAGCCCCUUUUGAUCCGCGGACCACUGUUAUUCCUCCUGUUGCAACGACGGUACUUGCUUAUUUAUUUUAUUUACUAUACUCUGUAUUUUUGGCCAGAUCAGUUGUGUUUUUUGUAAUGACAGGAAUGAUAAUGGGCUACAUUACAUACGAACUUACUCACUACUAUAUGCAUUUUGGAGCACCUAACGAAAACAGUUAUUUCCACUAUCUGAAAAGAAUACACAACCAGCACCAUUUCAAUCACCACGAUAAAGUAUUCGGAGUAAGCAAUAUGUUUUGGGAUACAAUUUUCAACUCACUGGUUGAAUUAAAGAAGCUGCACAUGCCUGUAAAAUGGUGAAAGUGAGUAGAACGUUGUUCUGAAUUAUUUAAGUAAGGGUGAUCAGAAUUAUUUGGUUACGGAAGAUUCUUAUAUUUUUUUAGAAAUAU
Zophobas morio is the source of this 2961-nucleotide messenger RNA. RefSeq names its product fatty acid 2-hydroxylase-like. Gene Ontology annotation, molecular function: iron ion binding; fatty acid 2-hydroxylase activity. The record is from RefSeq and is a predicted model, not a curated record. Gene Ontology annotation, cellular component: endoplasmic reticulum; membrane. The transcript is spliced from 7 exons. NCBI's taxonomy places the organism in Eukaryota, Metazoa, Arthropoda, Insecta, Coleoptera, Tenebrionidae. Bases 1895 to 2872 code for a protein of 325 amino acids. Gene Ontology annotation, biological process: lipid biosynthetic process; fatty acid metabolic process.